AUGUCGCAACGACCGAACGAACCCCCGGCACGAUCUUCAAUGCCUCCUAACAAUGGACGACUGCGAGACCGACCCGAUGGACACUAUUCACCUUUACUACGAUCCGAUGGCGGCUCAUCUCGCCAAAGCACUCCGCACGUGAAUGAGGCGCGAGCUAGUGGGGAGUUGGAGGGUAGUACACUGGGCAGCAGUUCUCGAGAAGGAGAGAGAAGGAAACCUGGUCAGCGGAGGACACAAAGCCCAAGCGGCUUCCUAGUUGACUCUUUGCCUCGCUCGAAAGGCACCAGAGUCAGCUUGCACCGCCCACGACCAUCGGAGCCUCCUGCGGAGAGGCGCAGUGUCCCCGAAUCCGAUAUCGUGGUCCCAAAGAAACGAUCACGAUUCCCCUGGAGUCGACAUAAAAACCAUGAAGCCGAAACAGUUGCAGUGGAUAGUGUGCCAACACCGGCUAAUGCUGGCCAAGCUUCUAAUCCUGUUAGAGAGCCUUCUGGAGGCUCGUCGCAGCCCGAGACACAGAGAAGCAGCACGGAUCAGUCGACACCUGGCCUCGAUAGAGAUUCAAUUCAGAUUGUGAAUCUAGCCUUGAACUUGAAUGAGUCUAGGAGGAGGACGGCUUCUGGUAUACCCCCAGGCACAGGAGGCCGAAGACCGAUAUCUGUAUCUCAGCCUGCUAUGCCGCAAGGAGACAGCUAUGCGCAGUCCCCAAAUUCACGAAACUUCCAUCGUGACUCGGCCUUUCGCAAUUACACCCAGCUUCCUGGUGACCGUUUGUCACAGGGGACGUUGCCCAGUGUUGAACAGUCAUCUGUUGUGAAUUUGCUACCUUCGUCUGCGGUUGAUGACCACCGAGCAUAUGAAUUUUCCGAAAGUACUUUGGCCCGUGCCGAGAGAGCCCGAACUCAUUUUGACCUGUUCCAUGAAUAUGUACGGCUCCUUCCUUUGCUGCCUCCCCUUCGCGAGGCCAAAAGAGAUAGCCCGACAGAGUCUUCGAAAUCUGGACAGCUCCAUCGAGGCUAUAACCCGCUUCAAAUGAUUCGGAACCGCAAGGUCAGAUAUCGUGAAAAGUGCUCUAUCGAUGCGGACGCAGAAGGAUGGCACGACGUUGAGCGAGUUCAUCAAUGGAUCAGCAACGUUGAGCAAAAAUACAGCUCAAGACAGCACGACCAAUUAGAAUCUUUGAGGUUACCUCCUUUCCAGCAGGGUCACCGUCAUGUACAGCAUGGAGAUCAGGAUGAUAUAGAUAUGAUGACUACAUCUCCUCCAUCGAGUCUGCGGCGUGUUAGUCGGACGAGCAGCAUGAAAGCUCGCCGACCACGCAUUGAUUGGAAGAUCUCACCUGCAGAGCUCCUGGCCGAUGCCGCUUGGCUUGAAGAAGGUACCAACAAGACCAAGGUCGUUGACAAGGAUGGCUAUAAACUAUACCCUGACUCGAUGCAUCUGAAAAUCACGAACUCGCACGCUGAUAAUACCGCACAUAACAUCCGGUCUUCCGUUGAUGUGGAGGUGCCCGGUGACAGACACUCGUCACGUCGUACUUCUAUGUCAAGUGCGCACCCUGCAUUGGCCCACGAAUUCAAGAGCGUCGGUCGCGGGCGACAUAGACACAGGUUCCGAAGCCAUUCACACAGCUUACGCAGUCGCAGUGCCUCUAGCUCACGGAAACCUUCACGGUGGAAUAAAGUCAAGUUGCGUUCUGGCAGUGUUUCGAGCUCUUCAAGCACAGAUUCCACACAUUCCAUCGACGAAAAGCCUCGCAUGUCUCGUGAACAUCUUCGAGAACAUGUUCACAAACUGGUGGACAAAUCUACACGGAACUUAUCCUCGACUCGGGCAUCCCGUGCUAAGUCCCCUGCUGUUCAACCUGCCGAAAUUGACCGGGGUAGAACACCUCAGCCUUCUGAGCCACUGUCGCUCAAUACAGGACAGGGAAAAAAGCACAGAAGGGGAUCACUUUCAUCAACAGGCAGUUUUGAUAAUGGAGCCGACCCUAGAAUGUCCCUGGAAGGAAUGGAUAGCACUGCGCCUAAUUCCCCGGUACACGCGGGAUAUUUCCCGAGUAUCGCGGUCAAUCUGUCUCCUCCUUCAAGUCGAUCUCCAUCGCCUGCAAAGAAGGGACUUCGCCACAAGAUUGUCUCCCGCCAUGAACGCAGCAAGAGCAAGCAACGAGACCUCCACGAAGAUGAAUUCCUUGAAAGUGAGGCUUCGCGCCAACAUAGUGUGACCUCGCCUGAGCGCACGGAAGCCCCGAAGCUUGAGCCCAGUCCCUUCCCUGAUGUCGUGUCCUCGUCUUAUACAGCGGAUCAAGGCACGUCUGAAGGGAGUAAGGCGGAUGGACAUAAAUCUCGCAAGGGAGCCCAUCUUCCCGAAUCAAAACUUCGAGGCAUCUUCAAGGGACCAGGUCGGAUAGCAGAGCUUGUGGGCAAUGAAGUCUCCAAGGUUGGCGAUCUCAUUCUGAAAAAAGAUGCAGAUCCCGAUUCACGGAAAUCAUCAUCCGCAACUACAUUUGUCUCAGACGAUAGCGAUUCCGACGAUGAGAAUAAAUUGGACAAGAAGUCCAGCUCCAAGAGACUUUUGGAGCGUCUGCCAACAUUUACCGAGGAUUCUGGGCGUUUGCCUCGCAAGGAAUCUGAAAAAGCCGCAUCCCGGAGUUUCAUUCCCUCUUUGCCGAGUUUCACGUCUCCAUUACGACAGAACGAACGAAUCCAAGCCCCGGAAGCUAUCGACUUUGGCAAUCCUCAAGAACGGGUGUCUCCACGAAAACGCGACACCAACGAAUCCUCCAAGAAUUUCGCUUUGCCACGCAGUAAAACCUUGGAUUUUGCCCCUUCUCUACACACUGAACGGGUCAAACACGCGAUCAAGGGUCCAUCUGUUCCUUUCAGUCUAGCACGACCUCCUGUUACUGGCCUCGCCAAUGCCCGCGCAUCCCCAGGACUCUCUCCAGAUGGGAGAUGCGCAGGACUUUCAGGCUCUAGUCGUGCCUGGAGCAUCUCUGGACGAAGUCUUCGCACCUCGAAUGACACAGGUGUACCUGGAAAACCCGAAGUGGAGCGCACCCAAGCCCUGUUGUUGUCGUCCGGUAUUAAAGCCCGAGAAAUCACUCGCCGAGCCCACGAAAACCGCGAAACAGCUCCGCACUGGCUUCAGGCUUCUCUGGGCCCCACGGCACUAUCAUCUACAUCUAACCCAAGAGUCACGCGAAUUGAGGAAUUCGAUAUCGCAGCCCAAAACCUUCUGCAACGUUUCGAAAAAACCCAAUACUCCUUCCAACAGUCUAUGCACCAUUUCUCUACAACUACAUCCUCGCCUCUCCGCGAACAACUCAAGAGCUUGGAAGAUCUGGUCAAGCAAUCUCUUACUCCUCGUGUCCGAUCCACAGCAAAUGAUGCCGAGGACAUGUGUGUCCAGCUUAAUACCACAAGCACACUCGCCGUGAAGCAGCUCAGCGAUGCCCUAGACAUGGGGAUACGCAAGCGACGCCGUCGACUACGUUGGAUCCGGCGAACGGGCUUUAUGGUCUUGGAAUGGGCUCUUGUUGCUAUGCUGUGGUGGGUGUGGCUAAUCGUCAUGGCAUUCAAGCUUGUACGCGGAGUGUUCCGAGGUGCAUUCUCUGGUGUACGAUGGGUCUUGUGGCUGUGA
Messenger RNA from Penicillium antarcticum, 3639 nucleotides. RefSeq lists its product as uncharacterized. The transcript has a single exon. The record is from RefSeq and is a predicted model, not a curated record. The coding region runs from base 1 to 3639 and encodes 1212 amino acids. Lineage: Eukaryota; Fungi; Ascomycota; Eurotiomycetes; Eurotiales; Aspergillaceae.